Aspergillus niger is the source of this 1344-nucleotide messenger RNA. RefSeq lists its product as uncharacterized. The record is from RefSeq and is a predicted model, not a curated record. NCBI's taxonomy places the organism in Eukaryota, Fungi, Ascomycota, Eurotiomycetes, Eurotiales, Aspergillaceae. The transcript has 3 exons. Gene Ontology annotation, biological process: transcription elongation by RNA polymerase II; positive regulation of transcription elongation by RNA polymerase II. Gene Ontology annotation, molecular function: RNA polymerase II complex binding. Gene Ontology annotation, cellular component: Cdc73/Paf1 complex. Bases 1 to 1344 code for a protein of 447 amino acids.
AUGGCCACCGAUCCCUCCCUGCAAGAUCCUCUCCUCUCGCUCCGUCGCGCCAUCGCAGCCGGCAACCUCCCCACGCCAACAACCUCCAGCGACCUCUCCGACCAAAAUGCGACCGACGACCUUGCAAAAGCCACCCAUCUCUACUUCCAACAUCCCCUCCCUCAAACAAUCCCCCUCACAACACCCACCCGCUUCGUCUCCAGCUCCUCCGACUCCGCCGUCGACCUCCGCAGUAUCUUCUUCGCGUGGCAGAAGAAAGAUGUCGCCAUUCCAGAGUACAUUGCCUCGGCGCAGGAGCUUAACGAGUCGCUGAAGCAAAAGGAGCGCAAGGAAGGCGAGGAAGAGGAGAAAGUUCAGAACUUGGUUUUCGUCGAGCGCUUGGAUCUUCUGACUUGGCUGGAGGGCGCGUCUGAUGAGAGUGAAUACAUCAAGCCGUUGGAGGUUUCUGCUGUGCCGAGUGGUGCUCCUGGGGGUGGUGCUGCUGCUGCGCAGACUCAGCAGGGUAGGGCGGCCAAGGUCAUUGAUCCUAGGUUGCAGGAGAUUUAUAACGGAGAGCGGAAGAUGGGGGAUCGGAAUAGUGUGCUACGGGGAAUCAAGCCGACGGACUUCUCUCACGUCCGCAAAACCGCCGAAUCUAUGCUUGGACGCAACCGCUCCCGGCCGGGACAAUACCCUGCUGGCGUGAAAGCCGGCAGCAAGCCGCAAUCCAUGGUGGUGCCGUCUCCAUCGGCCGGCCUGUCCCAGCCACGCAAGGCAAGCAAGACGCAAGACCCCAUCAUCCUCCUCUCACCCUCGGCCUCAUCGCUCAUCCGCAUGUCCAACGUGCGCUCCUUCCUGCAGGAUGGUGUCUUCAUCCCUCCCGAUCACCCUACUCUUUCCAUGUCCAACUCCAAUAUCCUCUACAUCUCCCGUCCGCUGCGCAUGCACUCGGACCCGUCCAGCUCGUCUCUUCGUCCUGGCGGUGGCAGCUCCUCGCAAGUCACGUCCCGGAAACCUACACGCUUCAUCCUCGUCGAUAGCACGGCCAACUUCCGUCCGGAUUACUGGCAGCGUCUGGUUGCCGUUUUCACGACGGGUCAGACCUGGCAGUUCAAGUCAUACAAGUGGUCUUCGCCACCGGAGCUCUUCAAGCAUGCCACAGGUGUCUAUGUCGGAUGGCGCGGAGAGGAUAUUCCUCGUGAAGUGAAGAGCUGGGGCAGGGGAGUGCAGAGCUACGCGGUCGAGCGCUGGGACGAGAAGGGAGGAGCCCACGGGGCGGGCCGGUGGCGUGAUCGGGAAGUGGUCGAAGGAAUCUGGACAGCGAUCGAAGAGGGAAUGAGACUGCGAGGCUGGGGAUCAAAGUAG